UGAGUAAUAUAUUAUAAUAACAAUAACUGUGCGAGGGAGGGGUCUGUGUGAAGAAGAAUUCCUACUUCCUAGUUUGGUUUUUGGGAAAAGCAAGUUAACCGCCGGGUGCACACUGCGCACUCUCUCUGACAAAGUUUUAUUAUUAUUAUUGAUUUCGUUUUUCAAUUUUACAAAAUCGGUUGGAGCCUUCGGCGGAUGCUUUUCCUCCUCACAGACCCGCCCGCCGAAUUCUCUCUGUGCUGCCCCAUACUUCUUUCUUUUUUUCUUUUUUUCCCCUGUGUUUCUCAAUCUAGGGUUCGAUCUGUAAUAAAGUUUUACAUUUUUCAAUUUCAAUUUUAGCCGCUGAAUUUUUCAUAAUCAAGACGGCGGCAGAUCAGGUUUUUUUGCUCAGCUUCUCUAGCAUACCGCAUCAAAGGGGCUUCUCUUUUUCUCGUUGGAGGUGGAUUCUUCUCUCUUCGUUUGCUAUCGGUGUUUGUAUUAUAGAAGUUGCUUCUGGCUGGCAAUGGCAGAAUUGCCGAUAUUGUGCCUUCCAUAGGCUCUCUGCAAGUUUUUUUAUAUGUUAUUUUGCGAAACAUAUUACUUCUUUGUUUAGUCCCUUGCAUCAGUUAUUGAUUUAGGAUUUUAUUGCUAAUCAUUGGGGAGCCUCUGCUACUCUUUUCAUGCUACAGAACCUAAUGAAAUUAGAAAUCUUUAAUUCUUUGUUCUUUUUUUUUUUCUUUUUUUUUUUUUUGGGUUAAUAAGGAUAUCCGAAAAUUGCAACUUAAUUACAUUACUGCAAGAACAAUCCUCCUCGUCACCCAGUCUUCCACAAAAUGUAUAUUUUUAAAUAAAAAGGAGCGGUGGAACCCUGAUACUAAAUAAUUUUUUCUCUUAUAGUCAAAUAUUGAAAGGAACAUCCGCUGCAUUUUUUUUUUUUCUGUUUUUAUUUGCGUAGCUAUGCUGUGUAGGAGUAAAUUAAAUAUUGCUAACGUGUUCAAUGCCCCUUCUUUUUUUAUAAAAAAGAAAAAUGGUUGUGGGAUAUGAGGACCAAGAUUGCUUUGACUUAGAAACCUGUGAUUUUAGUUUUUACCCGCUAGUAUUUUCCUCUUCUGCUUUGAGUAUGGAAUGCUGCCGAGUUAAAUUGUUGUUUACCCAAUUUUUGGAACCUUUUUAUAUGGUUGUAAAUGGAACAAUUUUAAUUAGAGAAUUAAGUUUAUUAAUCGUUGCUUUUAUGUGUCUCAACAUUUAGAGCUCGUCAAUAAUGGCGGCUGACCUCAAAGAGCGGUUACUUCCGCCGAAGCCUGCAUCAGCUGUAAACCUUAGGGAGGCAUCUUAUCGGCCAUCGGCAUCUGGAAGGCCACCAUUUCAAGGUGUGGAUGUCUUAGGACUGAAGAAGCGUGGCCAAGGCCUUAGGUCUUGGAUUCGAGUUGAUACUUGUGGGAACUCCCAGAUCAUCGAGGUUGAUAAGUUCACAAUGAUGCGUCGUUGUGAUCUACCUGCACGUGAUCUACGUCUACUAGAUCCUCUAUUUGUUUAUCCUUCAACCAUACUUGGUAGAGAGAAGGCUAUUGUCGUAAACCUAGAGCAGAUACGGUGUAUUAUCACAGCUGAUGAGGUGUUGCUUCUUAAUUCCUUAGAUAGCUAUGUAUUACAAUAUGUGGUGGAGCUACAACGGCGUUUGACAACAACAGGAGUAGGUGAGGUUUGGCAGUCAGAUAGUGCUGAUUUGAGUUGGAGGAGGGGAACUAGAAAUUUAGACAAUGUCUUUGGAAACACAUCUCCUGAUUAUUUGCCCUUUGAGUUUAGGGCUUUAGAAGUUGCCCUGGAGGCUGCUUGUACAUUUCUUGAUUCUCAGGCAGCAGAGUUAGAGAUUGAAGCAUAUCCAUUGCUAGAUGAACUUACGUCAAAGAUAAGUACAUUAAACUUGGAACGUGUGCGUAGGUUGAAAAGCAGACUUGUUGCCUUGACUCGGAGAGUUCAGAAGGUUAGGGAUGAAAUUGAGCAACUCAUGGAUGAUGAUGGAGAUAUGGCUGAGAUGUAUCUUACAGAGAAGAAAAGAAGGAUGGAGGCAUCUUUUUAUGGUGAUCAGUCUUUGGCAGGAUUUAGAUCUACUGAUGGUGCAUCCAUUUCAGCUCCUGUUUCUCCUGUCUCUUCUCCGCCUGAUUCUCGGAAGCUUGAGAAGAGCCUGAGCAUUGCUAGGAGUCGACAUGAUAGCAUGAGGAGUUCAGAAAGUACUACAGAUAGUAUAGAAGAGCUUGAAAUGUUGCUAGAAGCAUACUUUGUCGUUAUUGACAGCACUCUUAACAAGUUAACAUCGUUGAAGGAGUACAUUGAUGACACUGAGGAUUUUAUCAACAUUCAACUGGAUAAUGUCCGAAACCAGCUUAUUCAAUUUGAGCUAUUACUUACAACUGCGACAUUUGUGGUUGCGAUAUUUGGGGUGGUGGCAGGAAUCUUUGGCAUGAACUUUCCAAUAGGGUUGUUUGAUGAUGAAGGUGCCUUUAAGUGGGUCCUUGUAAUUACAGGGGUGUGUGGCGUCUCCAUAUUUUGUGCUUUCGUGUGGUUCUUCAAGUACAGAAGACUCAUGCCACUAUAGAUUGUACAAUGAAAACUGCAUAAAGUAGGAUUCAUUAUUUCACUUUUGUAUUUUGUCUAGAUAUAUGGCAAAUAGGAAAAUGAAAAUCCGGGUAAUUUGGUCCAAUUCUUUCACCUCAAUUGAGAAGCAUCUGUAAGAUACUUUUUAUAUAAUGUUAAAUGGAAAUCAAUUAUAUGCAUACUUUUAUAUAAUGUUAAAUGGAAAUCAAUUAUAUGCA
Molecule: messenger RNA, 2792 nt
Organism: Ziziphus jujuba (common jujube)
Lineage: Eukaryota; Viridiplantae; Streptophyta; Magnoliopsida; Rosales; Rhamnaceae
Product: magnesium transporter MRS2-1
Exons: 5
Coding region: 1241-2575 (444 amino acids)
Biological process (GO): magnesium ion transport
Molecular function (GO): magnesium ion transmembrane transporter activity
Source: RefSeq, a predicted model, not a curated record